Molecule: messenger RNA, 1238 nt
Organism: Coffea eugenioides
Lineage: Eukaryota; Viridiplantae; Streptophyta; Magnoliopsida; Gentianales; Rubiaceae
Product: (+)-neomenthol dehydrogenase-like
Exons: 5
Coding region: 13-918 (301 amino acids)
Cellular component (GO): membrane
Molecular function (GO): oxidoreductase activity, acting on the CH-OH group of donors, NAD or NADP as acceptor
Source: RefSeq, a predicted model, not a curated record
CCAAGAUACAGGAUGGCAGAAUCAGCCCUUUUUCUUUCAACAAAGAGGGUUGCAGUUGUUACAGGAGCGAACAAGGGGAUAGGAUUAGAGAUAUGUAGGCAAUUAGCUUCCAAAGGGGUGAUAGUGGUUUUAACUGCUAGAGACCAAAAAAAGGGCAUUGAAGCUGUUCAAAGUCUCAAGGCCACGGCUCCUUGUGAUAAUGUCAUUUUUCAUCAGCUUGAUGUGGCGGACCCAUCAAGUAUAGCUUCCCUGUCAGACUUUAUCAAGACCCGAUUUGGGAAGCUUGACAUAUUGGUAAACAAUGCAGCUGUUCUUGGUGUUAAAGUGGAUAGCAAUGCUCUUGAUUCUUUGGCUGAUCACCCAGGAGGAUACAUUAAUUGGAAUGAGGUUUCGACUCAAGCUCAUGAUUUGGCGGAAGAAUGCUUAAAAACAAACUACUACGGACCAAAAAGCACAACUGAAGCAUUUGCCCCCCUUCUCAAAUUGUCUGAUUCAGGAAGAGUUGUUAACGUUUCCUCCUCAUCUGGGAAGCUAAAGUUCAUAGCGAAUAAUUGGGCUCAAACAACACUAAGCGAUGCAGAUUGCCUUACUGAAGACAGGAUUGAUGAAGUACUGAAUGAGUUUCUGAAAGAUUUCAAAGAGGGUUUUCUGAAUGCCAAAGGCUGGCCUUCUUUUCUGUCUGCUUAUACAUUAUCAAAAGCUGCCUUAAAUGCCUACACGAGGAUUGUGGCUAAGAAGUAUCCUGAGUGGAUGAUCAACUGUGUCUGCCCAGGCUAUGUUAAAACUGAUAUGAAUUACCAUAGAGGCGUCUUAUCCUCAGAAGAAGGUGCAGAAAGUCCCGUAUGGCUGGCCCUGUUGCCCCCCGGGGAAAAGCCAUCGGGAUUGUUCUUCUCCCAGAAAAUUGUCUCACCUUUCUAGCGACUCAAAGACUGUUUACGUAAUAAUUAUGGCUUUAGCAGACUUCUCUUGACUUUGCCUGUAGGAAGGAUACGGGACCAAUUUGUAAACCUUUCUGUCUGAUUUAUGAUGAGACAUGGCCACUAAUUACUGAUAAAGACAAGUAUCUUCCGCAGAUAAAAUGCGUGGUGCAGAAAUGGGCAGUUUAAGCCAAAGAUUUUUACUGGACAAGAAUCUUCAGGAUAUGCAAGAAUAACAAUCCAAUUUCCUCUGGGGUGGGCUCUGAGUUUGCUUCAGCACAUUUCCGGACUGAUAUUUAUAUGUCACUCUCAGUUUGCAUU